Histoplasma capsulatum G186AR is the source of this 840-nucleotide messenger RNA. RefSeq names its product exosome complex exonuclease RRP40. Gene Ontology annotation, cellular component: cytoplasmic exosome (RNase complex); nuclear exosome (RNase complex). The transcript has a single exon. Gene Ontology annotation, biological process: TRAMP-dependent tRNA surveillance pathway; U4 snRNA 3'-end processing; exonucleolytic trimming to generate mature 3'-end of 5.8S rRNA from tricistronic rRNA transcript (SSU-rRNA, 5.8S rRNA, LSU-rRNA). Gene Ontology annotation, molecular function: RNA binding. Lineage: Eukaryota; Fungi; Ascomycota; Eurotiomycetes; Onygenales; Ajellomycetaceae. The record is from RefSeq and is a predicted model, not a curated record. Bases 1 to 840 code for a protein of 279 amino acids.
AUGGCAUCCCAAUCCUACCUACUCCUACUUCCAGGAGAUCCAAUCUCCUACCCUCAUCAACAACCAAGCCAUCCUGCUACCACCACCAAGCUCUCCUCAGGCCUACGCACGCUCCAAACACCCUCCUCCAACAAAAACAGCACUGCACUAAUAACGGCAACCCAAGCUGGCCUCCUAACAACCGAUCCCAAACGAAACGUUUUAACGCUCCACACAUUCCCCCAACGCCGCUACAUCCCAUCCCCCAAUGACUUUCUGAUCGCCCAAAUCCACCACUCUAGCGUCGAUUACUUCCACUGCAACAUAACCCCGCACACCCCGUACGCGCUCUUGGGCCAGCUAGCAUUCGAGGGCGCGACGCGCAAAACCCGCCCGCUCCUUAAACACGGUGACCUCGUGUACGCGCGCGUGUUAUCUACCGGCUUGGGCAAUGCGGGGGAGGUGGAGCUUACAUGUGUGAACCCGGCUACGGGGAAGGCGGAGCCUGGUGGUCUGGGGCCGUUGGCUGGUGGGAUGGUGUUUGAUAUCUCUACGGGAUUGGCGGAGAGGUUGUCGUUGAGGGGUGGCAGUGAAGGAGUUAGUGGGGUUAUGGUGUUAGAGGAACUGGGGUCGAGAUUGGAGAGCCAUGGCGGGUUUGAGAUUGCAGUUGGGAGGAAUGGGAAGGUUUGGGUAGAUUGCCCGGUUGCGAGGAAGGGAGGCGGUGGAGAUGUGGAUGCGGCGAAGGCAGUUAAGACUAUAGUUGCGGUGGGGAGAUGUUUGAGGGAGACGGAUGAGAAAAGGCUUGGGACUUCGGAGCAGAGGAAAUUAGUUGGGGUCGUGUUGAGGGAGAUGGGAUUGUGA